Monascus purpureus is the source of this 807-nucleotide messenger RNA. Lineage: Eukaryota; Fungi; Ascomycota; Eurotiomycetes; Eurotiales; Aspergillaceae. The record is from the annotation of a GenBank genome assembly.
AUGAACAACCCAGAUGCGGACAGAGCCAGCCACAGGGCCAAUUACGAAGUGUUCAGAGAAUGCAUCUCCAGCGCUGUGGUCGAAAAGUCCGAGCAGUCGAAGAACACCGCCUUGAAGUCCAUCAGACGACGAGCCCAGAAAGCACGGAGGAGCGUGAAAAGGGACGGCCUAGCAGUCGAUAAUAGCAGCAUAGCUGCGCCCGUAGACAGGGCAGAUCCAGAGGAACUGGCUGAGUUUGUCGAUUUCAUAGCAAUAGAAUCUUUCUCAUCCCUCCCAGAACCGCUCCAAAGCCUCUCCUACAGCACCCUCCAACACUCCCCCCAGCUCCAAGACAUCUACUCAACACCUCUAUCCACCUCGACCCUGGAAACAAUCACCUCGCCAAUCCCACUCUCCGUCACAGACUCCCUCACUGUCUACGGCAUCAUCCCAUCCCCCUCCGACCUGCCCCAAUUCCUCCGAACCCCGCUGACCGAAUACAUCGACAGCGUCGCCUCGCCGCCGCCCGUAUGGAUCACGACGCGUACCAGCGCAUGUGAGAUCUGCGAGCGCGAUUGGAUCCCGCUCUCUUAUCAUCAUCUCAUUCCGAAAGAGGUGCAUGCAAAGGUACUCAAGAAGGGCUGGCAUGAUGAGUGGAUGUUGAACAGCGUCGCCUGGCUGUGUAGGGCGUGUCAUAGCUUUGUGCAUCGGAUGGCGAGUAAUGAGGAGUUGGCAAGGGAGUGGUAUACAGUCGAUCGCAUCCUGGAAAGGGACGACGUGCAGGAUUGGGCCAGGUGGGUUGGGAGAGUUCGGUGGAAGGCCAAAUAG